Molecule: messenger RNA, 14685 nt
Organism: Pelobates cultripes (western spadefoot toad)
Lineage: Eukaryota; Metazoa; Chordata; Amphibia; Anura; Pelobatidae
Source: the annotation of a GenBank genome assembly
AGAGACAUUGAGAUGAAGAGACUGCUUUGUGUGAUCUUUCUCGUGACCAUUUUCUCAUGUAAGAUUGAGGCACACUGGAUAUCAUCUAUGGUCUCUCUAAAUCCAGGGCACAACUGGGCAAAUAUUUUGUAUUUGAGAUGACAUAUGUCUAUGUGACUUGUAGUUGCAACAAAGUAACCGUUUUCUUCCGGUCUCUACUGUCCCCAGGUCUGUCCCACGCUGUAACCAUAACUCAGAACAAAGCCUUUAUAUUGCUGCAUGAUGGAAGCAGUAUGGAAGAAAUGUCCUGUACGCAUGAUGCAACCGAGAGCUACUAUAUGUACUGGUACCACCAGAAACCAGGAGAAGGCUUGGUGCUUAUUGCAAUGUCAGCAUUAGAGAAUGAUGCCAGCUCAGAAAAAGAUUUUAAGGAAAAGUGGACGAUGACUCGGCCAAGUAAUACGAAAUCUACACUAGAACGGAAUGGGACAGUGAACAUCCAUGACUCUGCUAUGUAUUACUGUGCAGCCAGCUACACAGCCACAGGAAGGUGAGACACAGCUGGCACAAAACAUGAAGCUUAGGAGUUUGUGCUAAAGAAGAAACUGAAAAGAGAAAUUUCACCAGCAGGGGGCACUGCUCUCUCAUUCAGGUUCUUCGAUAUCAAGAAAGUGGGAACAUUCUGCUGUUUUUUUAAUCUAAUUUUUUUUACAUAUAACAGAGUCAAUGUGAGAAUUACAGAGAUUAUUAAACAGAUUUAUAUGUCUUAAAUCACAGCAUAUUAAAAGUAACACAGCAUUUACAUACAAAUUGUGAAUUAAAAGUAAAUUCACUAAUUUUAGAAAAUAUUCCAGACUUCACACAAAUACAGUUGUAUUCAAAAGUAUUCAUCUCCCUUUGAAAUCAGGUUUAUUGUCAAAAUUUACAGACUUGCAUGUGUUUGCAAUGGACAAAUCAAACAAAAGCAAUUAAAAUAGGUCAACACAACAAAUGCUUCAAGUGGUUUCCCAAAUUCAGCUGAAAAUGCAACUCCAGUCUCAAAUUUAUGCAAUUCCCUGAAUAGAAUCCCUCACAACAGCACAAAUAUACAAAACAUGUGUUGUCUCAAGCACACCUGAUACAACUAAUCAAGAGCUAUAUUGGUUGUACCAGUUGUGCAUGAGCUGGAACAGGUGAAAUAAUUGAACUGACUAGGGGUUUGUUGAGUGUUACGCUUGACUGCAUGUUAGAAAUAUGGUUAAGUCAAAAGAAUGGUCCACAAAAUUAAGAGAAGAAAUCAUCACCAUUCACAAACAAGGAACAGGAUACAAAAAGAUAGCAAAGGCUCUUAAUGUUUCUAGAGACACCAUAGGAAGCAUAGUUCGCAAGUUCAAAGUUGAAGGAACAGUGGUUAAACUACCUGGACGGGGCAGAAAAGAGAAGCUAUCAAUGGCUGCAACCAGAUUUCUGAGAAGGCAGGUUGUGAAAAAUCCUCGAAUGACUGCAAAAGACCUGUAGCAAGACUUGGUGGGAACAGGGACUGAAGUUUCACUGAGCACAGUAAAGCGCUUACUAAAAGCAGGUUUCCAGGCCAGAACUCCAAGAUCUAUACCACUACUGACUCAAAAGAACAAGAUAAUUCUGCUCCAGUAUGCCCAAAAUUAAAUAAAUAAGCCACAGAAGCUUGGGGAUUCUGUUCUGUGGAGCAAUGAAACAAAACUGGAUCCUUCUGGGUCUAAUGGAUAAGUAGUAUGUCUGGAGGAAGAAGAAUGAAGCAUAUGUUGAAAAAAAACAUUCUAACUACAGUUAAGCAUGGUGGUGGCUCGGUGAUGCUCUGGGGCUGCUGUGGAAGGCAAGAUGGAUUAAUUGAAGUAUCAUAAAAUCCUCAUCCUUGUCAUGCUGUCUGUGAGGAAGCUGAAACUUGGGCGUCAUUAGACCUUCCAACAUGACAAUGAUCCCAAGAAUACUUCAUAUUCCACCAAGGCUUGGUUACAAAAGAAUUCCUGGAAAUUUCUACAGUGCCCAUCACAGUCACUUGACUUUAACCCUAUAGAAAAUCUCUGGUGGGAUUUGAAGAAGGCGGUUGCAGAACGUAAAGCCAAGAAUAUUACUAAACUAGAGGCCAUUGCUUAUGAGCAAUGGGCUACAAUUCUUCAGGAAUGCUGCCAGAAGCUGGUGUCUGGCUAUGCAUCUCGUUUGCAGCAGGCCAUAACAGCAAAAGGGUGCUCUACUGAGUACUAGAGAUGAUUGCCAUGAAAGAGCUGAAUAAUUGUGAGACUGGAGAAAUCAUUAUAAGUUUCCGUUAAAUUUGUGGAAACCAUUUGAAGCAUUCAGUGUGUUGAGCUAUUUUAAUUGCUUUUGUUGGAUUUGUUCAUUGCAAACAGCUGAAGGUCUGUAAAUUUUUACAAUAAACCUAUUUUUCAAUGGGGGUUGAAGAAUUUUGAUUACAAAUGUACAUGCCAACAUUCACACACACUGACACUGUUCAAAUAAACUCCUACACUCACACUAAACUAUGCGUACUUGACAUACCAGGAACACAACACUGACCUAUAUACACUACAGUGUGCACAAACCAUGACUCUGCACAUAAAAACACACCUAAAUUCAUAGAUACCUGUACUAGUUAAAUGUAGAAACCUGAAUUCAUAAGUAGAAUGCAGAGUUUACACACAGUGAGCUUUACUCACAAAAUAGUGACAACUAAAUUGCGGAACUUAGCACCAAAUAACUAAACACAGACCACAAUUAGAAGAUAGAAUUGUUGUUUUAAUAAAAUUUUGAAAAACAAAAAUCUAUACAUUUUCAAUAAUAUAAUAAUGUUCUAUAUAAAUAAUCUUCUUCCUAAAAUGAAUCUUAAAACCAGGCAUAUGUGAGAAGGAGGUUGUGCCUAUCUGUAUAUAAUGGAUAAUGUGGGCAUACCAGUAGGAUUACACAUGACAGAGAGCAUGGGUAUGCAGGUAGGUAGGGGCAGUUAUUAUUUAUCGAGCACCAACAUAUUUCACAGAGCAUACAAUGGGAAGUUAGCACCGCGCGGAAUAAAUGGUAGAUCUUGUUAAGAUGACUUCCAACGAGGUCAACCCAUGUCACUAAAGUCUGACCACUCCUGCUGUAGAUGGAUACAUGUGUCAGUCUGCUCAGGAGGAGAUCUAUCAGAAGAAAAUCUGUCAUUACAGACAGCAAACUAACCAAGAGGAAGUUAAACCAACCCCCUCCCCCACCACCUUGAAGGUAUUAAUAAAGAGACAGUUUGACUGAUUAUGUUCUAGAUGUAACUGGGAAUUUGGGGGACAGAAUAUAAGAGACAUUGAUCGUCUUUUUACAGAGAGACAUUGAGAUGAAGAGACUGCUUCGUGUCAUAUUCCUCCUGAACAUUUUCUCAUGUAAGUUAGAGACAUACGGAAUAUUGUCUAUGGUCUGACUGAAUCCAUGGAACAUCUGGGAGAAUUAACUGUUUAAGAUCUAGGGUCCAUGCAAUUGAUUUCUACAAACUUCUAAUUUGUCCAACUUAAAAUGGAGUUUCAUGGCACAUUGUUUAUGAUCCCUCUAAAUCCAGAGCAAAGCUCUGGAAACUAACCAUUUAUAGUCAAGAAUUUGUGCAGUGCAUUUCUCCAACCUAUGAACUUCAUAGUGUUCAGAAAUCGAUAUAAGAUCAAGUUUAAACUUUAAAUGUCUUUACAAUCACAGGGGUAAAUAUUUUUGUAUUUGAGAUGACUUAUGUCUAUAUGACUUGUAGUUGCAAGAAAGUAACCAUUUUCCUUCUGUCUCCACUGGCCCCAGGUCUGUCCCACGCUGUGACUGUGACUCAGAACAAAGCCUUUAUAUUGCUGACUGUUGGAAGCAGUAUGGAAGAAAUGUCCUGUACGCAUGAUGGCACUGGCAGCUACAAUAUGUACUGGUACCGGCAGAAAUCCGGAGAAGGUUUGGUGCUUAUUGCAAUGUCAGUAGCAAAUAAUGAUGCCAACUCAGAAAACGAUUUUAAGGAAACAUGGACAAUGACUCGGCCAAGUAAUGAGAAAUCUACGCUAAAAAGGAAUGGGGCAGUGAACAUCACAGACUCUGCCAUGUAUUACUGUGCUGCCAGUUUACACAGUCAUAUGAAGUUGAGACACAGCUGGCACAAAACAUAAUUCUUAGGAGUUAGUGGUGGAGAAGAAAGUGAAAAGAGCAAUUUCACCAGCAGGGGGCACUGCUCUUUCAUUCUCUUUUAGCUACUUUGAUACUAAGAAAGUGGGAAUAUUCUGCUGGUAUUUUAAACAACAUUUUUGACUUAUAACAAAGUCGAAGCGAUAAUCACAGAGAAAAUAUUAAACAGAUUUAUAUGUCUUAAAUCACAGCAUCUUAAAAGAAAAACACCAUCUACACAGUGGUGUAUUCUGGUUUUGUGCUGCCCUAGGCAGGACAAAACUCAGGUGCUCCCCUCCCCACCUCCCCCACCACUCCCACCCAUCCCUUCCCCCCGCCCCGCCUUCUAAAUACACACAUUCACUGACAGAUACGCAUACACUAGCUAACAGAAACACACACACACACUAACAGACACACUCACACUCACUAACAAACACACACUCACUAACAGACACACACUCACUCACUAGCAGAUACACACACUCACACUAACAGACACACACACACACAGUCAGACACACACACAUACACACACACACACUAACAGACACACUCACACUCACUAACAGACACACACACACACACACACACACUAACAGACACACACACUAACAGACACACACACACACACACACUAACAGACACACACUCUAACAGACACUCACACUCACUAACAGACUCACACACACACACACACACACACACACUAACAGACACACUCAAACUCACUAACAGAAACACUCACUAACAGACACACACACACACUAACAGACACACACACACACUAACAGACACUAACAAACAGACACACACUAACAGACACACACUCACAUUAACAGGUUUUUGUAUUUUUUAUUUAACCACCCCCAGCCUCCUUACCUUUGGGAAUGCUGGGGGGGGGGGUUCCCUCUCUCCCUGGGGGUCCAGUGGCUGCUGAGCGGGUGGCUGGUGAGGGAGCACUUCCUUUGAGUUGUCUGCUCAGCUCCCUCGCGCGCUGCAGAGUGAGGCUGGGAGCCAGAAUAUGACGUCAUAUUCCGGCUCCCAGCCUCACUCUGCGGUGCGCGAGGGAGCUGAGCAGACAGCUCAGAGGAAGUGCUCCCUCGCCAGCGCCGCCCGCCCAGCCUGUCAGUUAGCUGCAAGGCUAACAAGACAUUUGCCCUGGGCAUUUGGGGGCGGCUUUUUUUGCCGCCCCCUGGAAAAUGCCGCCCAAGGCAAAUGCCUUGUUAGCCUCGCAGCUAAAACGUCCCUGCAUCUACAUAGAAUUUGAGAAUUGAAAGUAAACUAAAUAUCACCCGAGAUCCCUAGAGAGGGAGGAUCUCAAGUCUUGGUAUUAAGAAAGUGAACUUAUUGGAUGGAACUUAUAUAUUAAGUCCGGUAGGGAAAGACGGUCACAGAUUAGCAGUAUAAAGUAACCAUUUAUGAGAGACUCAUCCAGGCUUUAUUGUGCAAGAGAACACCCAUAAGGUUACACAUUCAUUAACUGCUAAUUAACUUAACAGAUAAUGUUUGGAUCAAAAAGUUAUCAUCCUCCUUGUCCAUGAUUGUUACCAAAAUACAAAAUAGACAGCUACCAAUUAGAAAUUCAAUGCUAAAAGAAGAAUACAUUUAACUAUAUAAUUAGGUGUGCUUUAACCCCUUAAGGACACAUGACAUUUGUGACAUGUCAUGAUUCCCUUUUAUUCCAGAAGUUUGGUACUUAAGGGGUUAAAUGGUAUCAACACUCAUGGACAGAGAAAAAAGCAAUAUUCACUAAACUAUCAAUUUGACUUAGAAGUGCAUACAUAGAAGAGUAUAGUAAUUAAGAUGAGGCAUAUGAUAUGAUAGAGCAAAUUAUAUGAAAAAAUUACUUGCAUUUUUGUUUUAGAUAUUUUAGAGAAUAUCCCAGACUUCACACAAAUACAUACCCGCAUUUACUCACCCUGACAGACAGUGCUCAAAUUCACUCCUACACUCACACUAAAAUAUGCGUACUUGACACAUCAACACGAUAACACUGCCCUAACACAAAAAUACACAGAUAAAUGACCAAACCAUUGCUCUGCACAUAAAUACACACCUAAAUUCAUAGAUACUUGUACUAGUCAAAAGUGGAAACAUGAAUUCACACACAUAUACAGACACAUAUACAAGCAUGCACGUGUACUACUCAUAAGUAGAAUGCUAAAUUCACACACAAUGAACUUUACUCACAAAAUAAUGAAGACCGAAUUGUGUAAUUUAGCACAAAAUAACUCAACUAUUUUGAGCUUUGUGCACUUUGGCUCUUCAAAUCUAGUUUUUGUAUUUGUGUCUUCAACUCACAAUAACUCACGGUUUGGUUCAUAAAUAUUUGUGACAGUUAACAUGCAAAAACAAAAAGAAAACACAGAUAACCAACUAUCUGUGUCUGAAUGCUGUUCUCACACCUCAAUUAGAAGAUAGAAUUGUUCUUUUAAUAAAUCUUUGAAGAAAAUCUAUGCAGUAUUAAUAAUAUAAUAUCAUUAGCAAGUGCAUAUGUCUAUUUGCAUACAGGGAAGGUGUGAGCAUGAUAGUACAUAUCAGAGAGUGUAGGGAUGCAGGGUGUGUUAUUAUUUAUCGAGCACCAACAUAUUUCACAGAGCAUACAAUGGAAAGUUAGCACCACGUUGAAUAAAUGGUAGAUCUUGUUAAGAUGACUUCCAACGAGGCUGAUCCCACGUCACUAAAGUUUGGCCAUAUGGAUACAUGUGUCAGUCUGCACAGGAAGAGAUCUGGAGAGGAAGUGAAAGUCACUGGGAAAGCAACAGAGAUAUAUUUAUCAGAAGAAAACCUGUCUUUGCAGACAGCAAACACACCAGGACGAAGUUAAACCAACCACCUCCCCCACCACCUUGAAGGUAAUAAUAAAGAGACAGUUUAGUUGAUUAGGUUCUAUAUGUAACUGGGGAUUUUGGGGACAGAAUGUAAGAGACAUUGAUCUUCUUUUUACAGAGAGACAUUGAGAUGAAGAGACUGCUUCGUGUGAUCUUACUUCUGAAGGUUUUCUCAUGUAAGAAGGAGACUCAGGAGAUAUUGACUAAGGUCUCUCUAAGCCCAGUGGAUAGCUAGCCAACAUAACACUGUGUGUUUCAGGUGGUACAUUGAAUGUUUCUCUAACCUUUAGAUAUUAAAGAGUUCACCUUAUGUUCAUAAAUAGAUCUUCCCGUAGAACGGAAUAAAGAGUCAUUUUAACUUAGAGCUGGAAAGUAACCGUUUUCCUUUUGUCCCCACUAUCCCCAGGUCUGUCCCACGCUGUUACCGUGACUCAGAAAAAAGCCUGUAUAUUGCUGCAUGAUGGAAGCAGUAUGGAAGAAAUGUCCUGUACACAUGAUGGCACCGGCACCUACUUUAUGUACUGGUACCAGCAGAAACCAGGAGAAGGUUUGGUGCUUAUUGCAAUGUCACAAACGGAGUAUGAUGCCAGCCCAGAAAAUUUUUUUAAGGAAAGGUGGAUAAUUAGUCGUCCAAGUAAUGAAAAAUCGACGCUAAAACGUAAUGGGACAGUGAACAUCACGGACUCUGCUAUGUAUUACUGUGCAGCCAGUUUACACAGUCAUAGGAAGUUGAGACACAGCUGGCAAAAACACGAAGCUUACAAGUUUGGAGUAGAAAAUGCUAACAACAAAUUCACCUGCAGGGGGCAUUGGUGUCUCAGUCUUUCAGCAGGGAGCAAAAUUAAUCUUCGUUUUCUAGAGCUAUUUAGGAAGGUAUCAUUUUAAAUGAUGCAGCUGUUCUCAGUCGCACAAAGAGUGUGUUUUCAAUUCUUAUAACGAUUUGAGUAUUAAUUUGAGCAUUAAGUUAAUUAUUUUUACAUUACCACUGGCAAUGGUUAGCCAUAAGUGGAAAAUGAGCUUAACAACCACCAUGAAAAAAAAAAUAUAUAUACUGAAAUAUUAUGUCUGAAUGAUUUCUUCAUUUGUGUUGGUCUUGAUUGUUUAUUUUUAUUUUCACACCAUGGGAACAAAUACAACCAAUAAGAAAACUUUUUUCAGAAAAUAAGCUAUAGAAAUAACCCCAUUAGGUCACAAAACAUGAUAGAAAACAGUAAUCAUUGGCAAUACCAUGAAUUGUAUUAUUAAACAUUAACAUGGAGAUUAUGAUCACAAUGUAAUCAUUUUGGAUACAUUUCAAAUUAGUUUUCAGAAUAUUAAAAUAUCAAAAAAUAUAUCAUAUAAAAAAAAGAAAAAUCAGGGGCGGAGCCUAAGGCCUGGGCUAAAUGGAUGCCAUCGACCAAAGCUCUGCACACAGUACCUUAUCCAUGAAAAUUAGCAACACUCCAACGCCAUCACAACAUCUCCCUACUCACAACUUCAACAGCAGAGGGUGAACAUCACGCCCAUUCCUUUUUUGUACCCAAAAAUGGGCAAAAAGCCUCUACGCAAAUCCUCGAUUACCCAACCUCACGGGCCGUCCUACAGGACCUGCAGUCCAAGAUUGACGAGGCACACAGCUCCCUUUGGUUGCCAGACAACGUCGCUUAGCACACUGACAACAUGGGAUGCAGAUCCCAAAAGCCACAGGCUGGUUCCAGCAAAGACUCCCAGGAUAUUGGGGCAAUGUUUCAGUGCCCAGCAGUUUUCAAGGUGGCAGCCUGGUCGGACAACGGAACGAACAGGGCAGGCUCCCAUGCAGAUCUUACAGACAUUGGGGAUACAACCUCCCCCACCACAAUACUUGAAGAAAUAUGAAGAUAGGAUCCACACUCAAUCCCAGCAGACUCCCGGUACACUGGAGCAGGACCAGCAUUCCCACAAUGAUCAGGCAAACAAAAAGAAAAUCUCCAGGCACUCAAGGUGUUUAAGCCACAAGCAGAUGCUGUGCUUUUUCUGUUCCAUUAAACCUCCCUGCGGCUUAAACACCUUAAGUGCCUGGAGCUUUUCUUUUUGUUUGACUGCUUGAAGAAAUGGCAGAAUGAGACCUCCUUGCACUGGCCAUUUAAUAAGACAUCGCCAACCUCCUGAGAGAGCUCAUACAGAUAUCAGCUGCAGAUCUUGACAUAGUCCGAGCUGAGGUACAGAUGAUGUCAGCACGCACACAAGCCACUGGAGAGGAGGUCAAGGAUCCUCAAGCAAGAGGUGCAAGGGCUGAAGGAGCAAAUGUAAAACCUGCAACACUCUCACAACUCCCUGACGCAACGAGUAAAUAUCAUGAAGACCGCAACAGACGAGCCAAUAUUAAAAUCUGAGGCGUUCCAGACACAGUUGGUCUGGCUGAAUUGCCACACUACUUGCUGCGCUUGACAGAAACAAUCCUAACUCACUCUCAAGCAAAAAAGCUCUUAUUCAACGGCUGCUACAGAAUUAACAAGUCACGACAGGGACAUUUCCAGCAAUUUGGGAUAAAACACCAUUUGAAUUUGAGGCAUCCAAGCUCACAUUCUACCAAGACCUUACUAGGAAUACACUGUAAUGGCGGAGGUCCCUUUGAGUAGUCACUGGCCAGUUGCGAGAUGCCGGUGUUGACUACCACUGGACUUUACGAAGAUCACUUAUGGCUACUACUGCUGAUGGUAGAGUGCUGUGACUCACCUGCCUAUCAUAUGCCACUAGUUUCCUCCAAACACUGGCAAUACCUCACUAACUUCGUCUAGAACCCAGAACGAAUGGAGACCUUACGGCCUGGAGCAGGGCCGGACUGGCCCACCGGGAUACCGGUGUCUGUGUCAUGGUGUGUGUGUCUGUCUGUGUCACGGUCUGUGUGUGUCAUGGUGUGUGUGUGUGUUUGCCUGUGUCAUGUAAUGUGUGUCUGUCUGUGUCACGGUGUGUGUGUGUCUGUGUCACGGUCUCUCUGUGUCGUGGUGUGUGUGUCUGUGUGUCACGGUCUGUCUGUGUUAUGGUGUGUGUGUGUCAAGGUGUGUGUGUCUUUUUUAAGGUGUGUGUCUGUCAUGGUGUGUGUGUCUGUCUGUGUCAUGGUGUGUCUAUCAUGGUGUGUGUGUGUUUCUGUCUGUGUCACGGUCUGUCUGUGUCAUGGUAUGUGUGUGUGUGUAUGUGUGUUUUUACUCACUUUUUUUUUUCCCACGUCAUGCUGGUCUCCCCUCGUCCUGCCUCUACGGCUGAGAUCAUCAAGCUUGAUGAUCUCAGCCAAUCCGCACUGACACAGGAGUGUCUGUCACUAGGAAGCAAUGUAAACACUGCCUUUUCUCUUAAAAGUCAGUGUUUACAUUGAAAAGCCUGCAUGGACAGGCUAUAGACACCAAUACCACUACAUUAAGCUGUGUGUGUGUGUGCGCGCGAUUGCUUGUGUGUGUGUGUGUGUGUGUGUGCCUGCUACUGAGUGAGCUUGUGUUUUUAUGCCAAUAACCUUAGGUAUGAGGCUGUGUAUCAAUCCGCUUGUGUCAGUGCAUGUGAGUAUGCUUACUGUAUAAUUAAAAAUUUUACUCUGAAAGGACCAAUAUUUUAUACUGGAAAAAGCUAUAUAUAUAUAUAUAUAUAUAUAUAUAUAUAUAUAUAUAUUGUCAAAGAUAGCACUCCAAGGACUAAUAUAAAAUAUAACUUUUAUUACCUUCACUAAAACAACACAAGGUCAACGUUUCAGCUUGAUCCCCCUCAAGCUUUCGUCAGGAGAUGUCCUGACGAAAGCUUGAGGGGAUCAAGCUGAAACGUUGACCUUGUGUUUUAGUGGAGGUAAUAAAAGUUAUAUUUUAUAUUAGUCCUUGGAGUGCUAUCUCUGGCAAUAUUUUUUGCAUUUUUUGCUGACAAGCACCAGGCAUCGAAUAUUGAAUUGGUGGAGUGCAAGAUCCGUUUGGUUUUAUAUAUAUAUAUCAAUCAUCUAGGGUUGCAAGACAUAGCCUUACAUAUUACAUGUGACAAUAUAUGGCGCAGUGACUUAUGCGGCUGGCAUAGAUUUUUUUUUCCAGGGCUGCUUUGGAAUCCCCAGUCCGGCCCUGGCCUGGAGGUGAAGAGAAGCCAGAAGCAGCAACCUAAACCGCCCUAGAAGCCAAGCAUUAUGUUUUAUCAUUUUAUUAUUAUGUUUUCUAGCUGAUACAUCCAUUUUGAUCCAAGUUCACCUUACAGCUUAAUGUCCUCCACCUUUUGAAAUUCAAUCUCUCUAAAAGGGAGCUUCUGUUUUUUCCUCCUCAUAAUACUGGUCCUCCUCUUUUGCUCUACCUGCAGGCAGGGCCAGACUGGUGAUACGGAGCAGCCCUGGAAAAAAAUCUAUGCCAGCCCCAUAAGUCAUUGUUCUAUGUAGUGUUUUUUUUAUAUAUAUAUAUGCACACACACACACACACACACACACACACAUAUAUAUUAUUGGUAUAUUUAUUUUUCUAAUUCAAAAUAUUAGUCCUUUCAGGGUAAUUAAAUUAUACAGUAAAGCAUACUCGUAUGCAGACACAGACAAUCUUACUGAUGCACACAAAUAGGCUCAUUGAUAGACAAUCACAAUGACACACACAGACAAGGUUACUGGUAUACACACAAAUUUAGUACAGACAAACUCUGAUACACACAAAAGCUUACUACAGACAAGCUCACUGUCACACACACAUGCUCACUACAGACAAGCUCACUGAUGUGCUCACUGUCCCUACAAACAAGCCCAUUGACACACACAUGCUCUCCACAGAAGAGCUCACUAACACACAGAUUCACUAUAGACAAGCUCACUGACACAAACAUGCUCACUUCAGACAAGCUCACUGAUACACAUAUGGUCACUACAGACAAGCUCACUGCACACACAUGCCCCCGCCGCAAUAUUGUGCUUUUUUCUUUUGUUUUGUUUUAUAAUCCCGGCCGGCCAUGUGUGAGCUGUGUCACCCGCCUGGCGCCUCCUGCUCCCAUGGGGCCCUGUGCGGCCGCACAACUUGCACAUGGCUGGCCAGGAUUACAGGAGCCUGAUUAAUGAUGAUUUCCCGGUGGAUAUUUCCCGGUGGGCCAAUCCGGCCCUGCCUGCAGGUUGAGGGUACCUGACCUGACCUUUGCGCCUCAUGUUCAGUCUGCUGCCAAAACCUGUCGAUUCCACCUUAAAAACAUUGCUACUGUUAGCCCCUUUCUUACACAAAAUGCUCCUAAGAAGCUUGUCCAUGAUCUAGUAAUUUCUCCUAAUUGGUCUCCCCAGAAGCCAUACUGCCUUCCUACAGUCAGUAAUGAAUGCUGUCGCCAGGUUGAUUUUUCCCAACAAUUGCUCCUCUCAUAUCUCGCAACUUUGUCAAUAUUUAGAUUGGCUUCCUUUCUCCUACAAGAGUCAAUUCGAAAUACUAACUCUUACCUAUAAAGCUCCUAACAACUCUAGCCCCUAUUAUAUUUUUUCACUAAUUCAUAGGUACGCCCUAUCUAAGUCUCUCUGCUCUGCCGGUGAUCUUCUCCUAUGCGCUGCUCGCACCUUUGCUGGUAACUGGCGCUUUCAGGACUUUCACGGGUGGCUCCUUUCCUGUGGAACAGCCUGCCUACCCCCUAUCCCCUAGCUUUCAAUCAUUUAAGAAGUCCCUCGAAACCCAACUCUUCACUCCCACCUUGUUGUUUGAAUGUUAACCCCCUCGUUGCCUUUCCUAUUGACUUCCUGUAGACUGUAAGCUCAUCUGAGCAUGGUCCUAAUCAACCUAUUGUUCUUGUGACAAUUUAUAAUUGUCUCUCAUUUAUUGUUAAAUUUCCCCUUUUUAUAAUAUUGUAAACUGCUGCGGAAUUAGUUGGUGCUAUAUCAAUGUCAAAAAUAGAAACAUAGAAUGUGAAGGCAGAUAAGAACCAUUCGGCCCAUCUAGUCUGCCCAAUUUUCUAAAUACCUUCAUUAGUCCCUGGCCUUAUCUUAUAGUUAGGAUAGCCUUAUGCCUAUUCCAAGCAUGCUUAAACUCCCUUACUGUGUUAACCUCUACAACUUCAGCUGGAAGGCUAUUCCAUGCAUCCACUACCCUCUCAGUAAAGUAAUACUUCCUGAUAUUAUUUUUAAACCUUUACCCCUCUAAUUAAAGAGUAAUAUGUACUACUUAUAAGUAGAACGCUGAGAUCACACACAAUGAGCUUUACCCAGAAAUUGGGGAAAAAUUAAUUGCAUUUGGGUCUUCAACUCACCAUAAUUCACGGUUUGGUUAAUAAACCUUUGUGACAGCACAUACAAAUAGAGGGAAAAUAAUAGUUAGCUGACUAUCUGUCUGACAGCUGUUCUCAAGCCACCAUCUGAAGACAGAAUUGCUGUUUUAAUAAAGGUUUGAAAAAAUGUAUGCAGUAUAAAUAAUGUGAUAUAAUUCUAGAUACAUAAUAUUCUUAUUACAAUGAAUCUUAAACUAAUGUUUACGUGAAAAUGAGGGUAUGUAUAUCUGUAUAUAUAGGAAAGCGAGCAAAUGAAGAGACAAGUUCAUGCGUCCAUAUGUAUAUGGGGAGGGCGAGAGUAUGCUUGUAUAUAUCAAGGAGUGUGGGGAUGCCAGAAUGAUUAUACAUAUUGGAGAGUGUGGGUAUGCAGGUAGGUAGGGGCAGUUAUUAUUUAUCGAGCACCAACAUAUUUCACAGAGCAUACAAUGGGAAGUUGGCACCAGGCUGAAUAAAUGGUUGAUCUUGUUAAGGUGACUUCCAACGAGGUCAACCCAUGUCACUAAAGUCUGACCACUCCUGAUGUAGAUGGAUACAUGUUUCAGUCUGCUCAGGAGGAGAUCUGGAGAGGAAGUGAAAGCUACUGGGGAAGUGAUAGAGAGAUACUACCAGAAGAAAACCUGUCAUCACAGACAGCAAACAUCAGGAGGAAGUUAAACCAACCUCCUCCCCCCACCACCUUGAAGGUAUUAAUAGAGAGGCAGUUUGGCUGAUUAUGUUCUAGAUGUAACUGGGAAUUUUGGGGACAGAAUGUAAGAGACAUUGAUCUUCUUUUUACAGAGAAACAUUGAGAUGAAGAGACUGCUUCGUGUCAUAUUCCUCCUGAACAUUUUCUCAUGUAAGAUAGAGACACACGGAAUAUUGUCUAUGGUCUGACUGAAUCCAUGGAACAUCUGGGAGAAUUCACUGUUUAAGAUCCAGUGUCCAUUCAAUUGAUUUCUACAAACUAACUUAAGAUGGAGUUUCACGGCAUAUUGUUUAAGAUCCCUCUAAAUCCUGAGCAAAGCUCGGGAAACUAACCAUUUAUAGUCAAGAAUUUGUGCAGUGCAUUUCUCCAACCUAUGAAGUGUUCAGAAAUAGAAAUAUGAAUCAGAUCAAGUUUGAAUUGUAAAUGUACAAUCACACUGAGUAUAACAGGUGCAAAUAUUUUGUAUUUGAGAUGACAUAUAUCUAUGUGACUUGCAGUUGCAAGAAAGUAACCAUUUUCCUUCUGUCUUCACUGUCCCCAGGUCUGUCCCACGCUGUGACUGUGACUCAGAACAAAGCCUUUACAUUGCUGACUGUUGGAAGCAGUAUGGAAGAAAUGUCCUGUACGCAUGAUGGCACUGGCAGCUACUAUAUGUACUGGUACCGGCAGAAACCAGGAAAAGGCUUGGUGCUAAUUGCAAUGUCGCUAACAGAGAAUGAUGCCAAGCCAGAAGAAGAAUUUAAAGAAAAUUGGACAAUGACUCGUUCAAGUGAUGAGAAAUCUACGCUAAAAAGGAAUGGGGCAGUGAACAUCACGGACUCGGCUAUGUAUUACUGUGCAGCCAGUUUACACAGUCAUAGAAAGCUGAGACACAGCUGGCACAAAACAUGA